Messenger RNA from Monoraphidium neglectum, 3283 nucleotides. RefSeq names its product Prestalk-specific protein tagB. Gene Ontology annotation, biological process: proteolysis. Gene Ontology annotation, molecular function: serine-type endopeptidase activity. NCBI's taxonomy places the organism in Eukaryota, Viridiplantae, Chlorophyta, Chlorophyceae, Sphaeropleales, Selenastraceae. The record is from RefSeq and is a predicted model, not a curated record. The transcript has 16 exons. The annotation marks the transcript as partial.
AUGCUGUCUCAGCUUGAGGAGCACCGCGGGCUGGUCGCCGGCUUUGUGCCAGACAACUCGUGGCACGUGCUGCUGCCCGCCGACGCGGCCGACGCCGCGCGCGCGCGCCUCAAAGCUGGGGCCUCCCGGCUGGUCCCAAUAGCAGCGCAGGACAAGGUGUCCCCAGAGUGGGCCGCGGUCCAGCAGCUGGUGGGCGACGACAGCGCCAGGGCCGCGCUGCUGGGCGGCGCCGCCGUGUCCGCACUGCUCCGGAAGCGGGGCGUCAACGUCACGCACCACAUCGGCGCGCUGAGCGUCGAGGCGGACGAGGGCCGGCAGCCCCGCGUCCACGUCCGCGUAUGGUUCCCGCGCCCCACCCACGCCGACGCGCAACGCCUCGGCUUUGCCCACACGGGAGACCUGAGCCCCGGGGCGGAGCUGGCCGCAGAAUACGCACACACGCUGCGCAAGUGGCUCUCCCGCCAGCCGUCGGUCCACUGGCUGACCCCCAAGAUGGCCCCCGCCUGGCGCAACCUCGCGGCCAGCGCGGUCGCCCAGGGGUCCCCGGCGGCGGCGCGCCUGCAGCGCUUCCAGGAGGCGGUCGACCCGGGGAUGCACCCGCUGUGGGCGGCAGGGCUCAAGGGGCAGGGGCAGGUCGUGGGCGUGGGCGACAGCGGCGUCGACAUGGACUCCUGCUUCUUUUUCGACCCAAAGGUGCCCUUUGCGCCCAACAUCAAGACAAACGCGGCCGGCGGCGCCAUGUUCCGCAGCGACGAGCACCGCAAGGUGGCGCUGUAUUAUGGCACAGCCAACACCGACACCGUCGACGCCGUCGGCCACGGCACCCACACGGCCGGCACCAUCGCCGGCUCCAGGUAUGACGCCGACGGCAAGCUUGAUUACGCCACAGGCAUGGCGCCGGAGGCACGCCUGGCUAUCCGCGACCUUUCGAGCGGCAAGCAGGGCUAUGUGACGGCACCCGACGAUCUGGACAACGGCUACUUCCAGCCCGCGUACGACGCGGGGGCUCGCAUCCAUUCGGACUCUUGGGGUUCUGACGUCAUCGUGUAUGACUACUCGGCCGCCACCCUCGACCGCUGGCUGUAUGAGCACCCAGAGUUUGUGUCCGUCUUCGCCGCCGGCAACUACGGCGCAGCGGAGCAGUACAGGACCACGGUGACGUCACCGGCCACGUCCAAGAAUGCGAUCGCCGUGGGCGCCACGCUGGCCGCCGGCCUGGGCCUGUCAGGGGAGAGGACGUCUGCGCAGGUGCACUCGCUCUCAAUCAACGUGGUCGUCUCAGGCAAGGACGCCCAGACCCUCACGUACCGCGCCGUCCAGGCCGCAUUCGGCGGCCCCGUCCCCCGCGGCCGCGCGCUCCCGCUCGCUGCCGCCGCCCCCGACGCCGCCUGCAGCGCGCUGGUUGCGGCGCCGCCGGGCUCGCUGCUGCUGGUGCGGCGCGGGGGCUGCACGUUUGCGGCCAAGCUGGAGAAUGCGGCGGCUGCGGGGGCGGUGGGCGUGCUGCUGACCAACGACCAGCAGGAGGGGUACUUUCAGAUGGAGGCCCAGGAGGACGCGGGCGGCCUUGCCAAGCUCCUCUCCUCCCCCGCCACCACCAUGGCCGCCACCUUCGGCGAGCCCCCGCGCGGCCUGCCCGCCUACGAGCACCUCGCGUCGUUCUCGUCGUACGGCCCCACCGCGGACGGCCGCAUCAAGCCCGACGUGGUCGCGCCGGGCACGCUGCUGAGCGCGGCGUCGGACGGGCAGCUGAGCGGAUCAGUGGACGCGUGCGCGACGAGGCGGUCUCAGGGCACGUCCAUGGCGGCCCCCGUCGUCACAGGCAGCGUCACCCUCGUGCGGCAGUACUUUGUUGACGGGUUCUACCCCAGCGGCGCCAAGGAGGCUGCCGACGCUUACACGCCAUCCGGGCCGCUGGUCAAGGCGGCGCUGCUGGGGGGCGCGAGCAAUAUGCUCGGCAAUACAGAGUCUGGCCUGCCCCUGGAGCCCGCCCCCAGCUUUAAGCAGGGAUUUGGCCGCGUCAACCUCACGCGCUCCCUGCCCAUGCGCGACAGCGGCUGGCGCAUGCAGGUCGUCGACAUGGCCGAGCUGUCCCAGGGAUCCAGCCACAAGUACUGCGUCACCGCAUCGGGCGGCCCUCUGUCGGUCACCCUGGCAUGGUACGACUACCCGGGGUCACCCGCCAGCGGCGGCGCCGUCCUCGUCAAUAACCUCGACCUGGCAGAGGUCAAGGCCGCCGGCCUGGGCGGCACCGUGCUGCGCGGCAACGGCUUCGUUGAUGACGUAAACACCGUCGAGAGGGUGGCCCACGACGACUUCCCGGCCGGCAACAUCCAGAUCACUGUCGCCGCCAAGCGAGUCCCCGCGACGCUGGGCGCCCAGAAAUACGCCUUGGUCGUCCAGGGAAGCUUCUCGGGCGUCCUGGCGAGCGCGAAGAAUCCCGCCGCCGCUGGCAAGGCGGCGGCGGCGGCCGGGGCGGGCGCGGGCGGCGAGUGCGUGGUCGCGGUGCCCGCCAUCGACCGCGGCGCGGCGCCGGGGCGGCUGUCGAAAGAGCGCGCGGUGUCGAUCCCCUUUGCCGCUAGAUCGGGCGCCGCGCCGGGCGGCGGGUUCCAGUGCAAGCUGUCGGCGACGACGCCCGCGCCGGCGGCCGCGGCGGCCCUGGCGCACGGCUGGCGGCCGUGCGUCAGCCCGGCCACGUACACUCUCGUUGACGGGCAGUACACAUUUCAGGUCAAGGUGACAGGCGAGGACGCCUACGAUUCCCUCACGUUUGCCAUCGACUCCACCCCGCCUGUCGCGGCCUUCAAAUCCACCCUCCCGACGGUCCCGCCGGGCCAGCCCAAGCUCGCCACGCCCCUUGCAAACGCAACCUUCACUUUCUCCGCGGAGGAUGCGUCCCCGGUCGCAUUCGAGUGCCAGGUCGCGUUCGCCGGCGCCCCAGGGGGCCCGGCCGCGCCGCCGGCGCUGAGGGCCACCUACGGCGCCGAGGAGAAGCCGUACAGGCGGCUUGCGCAGGCGCAGGCGGCCGCCGGGGACGCGCCGCCGCUCGGGGCGUGGGCGCCGUGCGUGUCGCCGGUGACGCUCUGGGGCGUCUCCUACGGCGACUGGGCGGUGUCGGUGCGGGCGACCGACGCGGCCGGCAACGCGGCGCCGACGGCGACGGCGGCGUGGGAGACGCGGUACACUGAAAACCAGGAGUAUGCGCGCGUCCAAGACGGCAGCUUUGGACGCACGAAUUCCAAGGCGCUCAGCUUUCAGGUCGUAUCCUUCACCGGCGGCCCCGGCG